Molecule: messenger RNA, 5403 nt
Organism: Solea solea (common sole)
Lineage: Eukaryota; Metazoa; Chordata; Actinopteri; Pleuronectiformes; Soleidae
Gene: c4b
Product: complement 4B (Chido blood group)
Exons: 41
Biological process (GO): complement activation
Cellular component (GO): extracellular region
Molecular function (GO): protein binding; endopeptidase inhibitor activity
Source: RefSeq, a predicted model, not a curated record
AUGUGAAUCCUGUGUCAGAGCAAUAGAAGCUGCACAAUGGAUUGUCACAUCAUUUCACUGCUGCUCCUCGCCUUGACUGUGGAAACAGGGGGCUCAACAGAAAACAGAUUCCUCAUUUCAGCUCCACGUGUGUUUCAUGUGGGAGUUGGUGAGAAAGUGUUUGUCCAGAUGGGAAAACAGCAUCAUAACACACCUGUAACUCUCUACCUGGAGCAUGAAAGCACUGGCACUGUUGUGUCUUCAAAGUCAAUGGUCUCCUGUACAGAAAAGAAGGACGUCGAAACAGUUGAGCUCAAGAUAAACAGUGCAAUUAUGUCAAGGUUACCGCCUACAAAAAAAACCCCUUCUUACCUUCUGGUCGUGGCAGAAAGCACAACCUUCAGGACCGUGAAUAAGAGACAAUUUAUAAAGGUCCUGGUAUCAAAGCACAGGGGCUACAUCUUCAUUCAGACCAAUCAGCCAGCCUACAACCCAACAGAGAAAGUGCAUUACCGGAUUUUUACUCUUGACCAUAUGCUCAGGCCUCAUGGGGACAUACUCCACACAUCAGUGAUUAAUGCAGCCGGAAAUAGGAUACAGAAAUCCAUCAAGAGUGCAAAGGACGGAAUAAUAAAAGGCACAUUCCCCAUACCUGAUGUUUCUGAAAUGGGCACAUGGACGAUUUCAGCUCACUUUGAAGGUGACGACGCAAACGCCGUGUCUCGAGAGUUCAAAGUCCAAAGAUUUGUUUUGCCAAGUUUUGGAGUUGACAUCAAACUGGAGCAGAACUAUAUUUUGUUGAGUGCUAAACAUGUUGUCUUCACCAUAUCAGCCAUAUAUACACAUGGUGAAAAAGUCAAAGGGGCUUAUUACUGCAAAUUUGGAGUGGGACUAAAACCUGAAAGUCGUAAUCAAAAAACUAUACCUGUCUUUAUCAAAGGACUGGAACUGACCGGUUCAGUCCAGAAUGGAGAAGCAACAGUUUCUCUGCCCAUAGCAAAGAUAAACGAUCAACUCCAGAAAGACAAGAACCUGACACUUGCUGGUUUACAGGAGAGGGGAGCACAAGUCUAUCUGGCAGUAUUUGUCACCGACAUAGAAAGUGGUGAAAUGCAAGAGGCAGAAGAUCAUCUUCCUGUCCUCUCCCACAAAUACACCAUGGAUCUGUCUCGCACUCGCUCUUACUUACCACCUGGGUUCCCACUAGAUGUGGUGGUGAUCAUGCGUCACCCAGACGGCUCUCCAGCAAGUGGUGUGCCAGUGAGGACUGUCAUACAAGGAUCUUCUGAGCAAGGCAUUACUGACCAGGAGGGGGCAAUGUUUCAUACCUUUAAUAUUGACUCUACAACUCCUUUCACCGUUGAAGUGACGGCAGAUGACCUGCAACAGAAGAAAGCAAUUGGACGCACAUCAUCUUCAAGUGCCAGCUACCUUUACAUCAGUUUUACCCCCAGAAUGUACUCUGUGGAAGGUUUGCUUUCAGUGACAUACAACACCCUGAAUGGUCGGACAAAUAGGUUUAUUUACUACAUGGUCCUGAGCCGUGGGAUCCUGAUAAAAAGUGGACGUCUCCCUUUUGGCAGUUCAGUUAAAGACAACUUACUGAUUACACAUGAUAUGGUUCCAUCCUUCCGUCUAAUUGGCUACUUCUACAAUGAGCGCGGUGACGUCAUUUCUGACUCAGUGUGGGUGGAUGUCAGGGAUGAAUGUGAGAUAAAGGUCAAGGUAGAACAAAGAGGUCCUUUUGAACCUGGAAAACAAUCAGUGCUAGACAUUGAUUUACAUGGUCAGAAAGCCAAAGUGGCUCUGCUUGCUGUGGAUAAAGCCUUCUACGCUCUCAAUACUGACAAUAAACUCACAGCCAAACAGGUGUUUUCUGCGAUGCAGUCAUAUGAUCUUGGCUGCUCAUACGGUGGAGGAAGGGACUCAGUAUCUGGACUAAAAGAUGCAGGCCUAUCGUUUGUAACACAUUCACAGUCAGAGUGGAAACAUGAUUCUCACUGUGACUCACAAUCCUCACGAAAAAAACGCUCUCUGGACCUCAACCAGGAAAUGAUGACCUUCAAAUCUAACUUUUCCAAAUUGGAAGGUGAGUGUUGUGAUCAUGGGGUUUCUCUCAUACCUAUGACACUAACAUGUCAACAAAGAGCAAAGCGCAUGGCUCUCGUGAAACGAAAUCAAGCUUGUGCAGACAUCUUUUUGAAAUGCUGCCUGGAAGCACAGCGUCUGAGGCAGAAAAAAAUACAAGAGGAGGCAGAGAAAGGACUUGCCCGGACGGCACAUGUUGAAGACAUCGAAGAGUUCUUCUUGGACCCUGCCAGUCAGUACAUUCGACGAAUUUUUCCUCCCAGCUUUGCAUUCAAUGAAAUUGAAGUAAAUGGUAAACAAAGGUAUAGUUUGGCUCUUCCUGAUUCCAUCACCACGUGGGAACUUCAAAUCAUCACUUUAUCUGCUGCCACUGGUUUCUGUGUUGUCAAACCGACUGAGGUCAAAGCCAUGAAGAGGACAUUUGUGUCUCUGAGACUGCCCUACUCAGUGAAAAAAUAUGAGCAAAUGUUCAUUUCUCCUGUCAUCUACAACUACGGCCGAGACGACCUAGAGUUGGCAGUUCAUAUGGAGCAAACUGAAGGGCUUUGCUCCCCUGGCUCAGCCACCACCGCAGCCUUUGUUAACAUCACUGUGAAAUCUGAGUCUUCACAGUUUGUCUCUUUCUCUGCCGCCCCCAUGGUGUCCGGGCAAAUACCCAUCAAAAUACGUCUCUAUGACAUAAUUAAUGAGAUGGGAAUAGAUGCAAUUGAGAAGAGUUUGAAUGUGCUGACAGAAGGAUUAGAACAGAGGCAAUGCGAAACCAAAGUGAUUAAAUUAGAUGGGAAGAGUGUAAGGACCAUACGUAUUGAUGGAAGUUUUCCAGAUGAAACAAUCCCCAACUCUGGGUCCAAUAUUUUCAUUUCGGCAGAAGAGAAUGAAUUUCAGUCCCAAGCGAAGAACCUUCUUUCUCCGGAGAAGGUAGCUAAACUGAUCGUGCUGCCUACAGGAUGUUUGGAGCAGACAAUGACAGGGCUCGCUCCCACAGCUUCAGCCCUCCGUUACCUUGAUCUAAGUGAGCAGUGGUUUAACCUGCCUCCUGGUAAAAGAGAUGAGACUCUGAACAACGUUAUGCAAGGUAUUACGAGGAUUUUAUCCUACAAAAAAGCCGAUGGAUCUUAUCGAGCAUUUAGUUCAGUGCCAUCUAGUAAUUGGGUGACUGCCCUUGUUGUAAAAGUUCUGUCCUUGGUGGCUCAGCGUCAGAGUGGAGGUUUGGGAGAGCAGGGCCUGAAAACGACUUUACCACUAGAUGAUAUUUCGCUCUCUGUCAGAUACUUGCUCUCAGUACAGCAGACAGAUGGGUCAUUCAUUGACCGACAUCCUGUGUUGCACAGAGGCGUCCUGAAAGGCAAAGACCAGGUGGCAUCCAUGACGGCUUUCAUAACUGUUUCUCUACAUUUGUCACUUAACUUCCUGCCAGAAGAUACAGAGAUUGCUGCGAAAGCAAGCAUUUCAAGAUCAACAUCAUAUCUCAUGUUACAUCUGGAGGAGCUUCAGCAUCCGUAUGCUAUUGCCACCACAGCCUACUGCCUCUCAUUGUGCCUGCAAGAGGGAACAAAUAUCACACGGGCCUGGACAAAACUUCAAGCACUGGCUACGGAAGGGAAGGAUGGCUGUUAUCUGUGGACAACAGAUAAGAGCCCACCGAAUCAAGGGAAGGCUGACAGCAUCACUAUAGAAACAACAGCCUAUGCCCUUCUAACUGCAGUGGCACUUCAACAUAGAGAAUGGGCAGACAAAGCAGCCUGCUGGUUAAUCACCCAAGAAAACUAUUUUGGAGGCUACGCCUCCUCACAGGACACCCUCAUGGCACUGGAAGCCCUCGCUGAGUAUGAGCUGAAGAGGCCUGUUGAUCCUGCAUCAACUGUAAUUGCAGACUUCACUGUACCACAUAAGAGUGACAUUGUGAAGCUUGUCCUGGAAAAUAAGGGGAGGGUGGAGACAAGCCUGAAGAAAUUUGUAGGGCGUCAGAUUAACAUGCAGUUGUCAGGGAAAGGAAACGUCAAAGUAAAAAUUGUAAAGGCUUACAAUCUUCUGGGACCCAAGGAUGACUGUACCAAGCUCUCUAUCAGUGUCACAGUGACGGGCAAAGUAAAAUACACUUCUAAGGUUAUAGAAACCUAUGAAUACUACGAUGACUACGAUACCAAUAUGGGAAAGGAUCCAAUCCCAGGCACAGAGGAAUCUGACAGUCAUGACCGAAAAAGGAGAGACGUCGAUAACAACCUGAGUUCAGUCCAAACUGUCACUUACACAGUCUGUGUCAGUCACAGUAUGAACUACAGUCUCACUGGCAUGGCCAUUGCUGACAUCACACUACUCAGUGGGUUCGAAGUAGUAAUUGGGGACCUGGACAAGCUAAAGCAGACACCUGAGCAAUACAUUGCCCAUUAUGAAGUCAACUAUGGCAGGGUGCUGAUCUAUUUCAAUGAGCUCUUUGAAUCAGAGGAAUGUAUUGAUUUCGAUGCUAAGCAGACAGUUCCCAUUGGGCUUCUGCAGCCUGCUCCAGCUGUGUUCUAUGACUAUUAUGAACCAAACCAAAAGUGUACUAUCUUUUACUCUGCCCCCCAAAGAAGCAAGCUGGUCUCCAAACUGUGUUCAGGGGAUGUGUGCCAGUGUGCAGAACGACCAUGUCAUAAACAGAAAAUGACAUUCAAAUCAGAAAGGAAUGUAAGACUGACAAAGAAUGAUCGUUUGCAACAUGCUUGCUUCUUCCCCGUGGUGGAUUAUGGAUACAUUGUCGAAGUGCUCAGUGUUUCAGUGAAGAGCAACUUUGAGAUCUACAAGUCGAGAGUGAUGGAGGUGCUUCGAUCACAUGGAGAUCAUCUUGUCAAAGGAAAUUCUAUUCGCGUGUUUGUGAUGAGGCGUCAGUGCAAAGGGGAGUUGAAUUUGGGGAGACAGUAUCUCAUCAUGGGCAAAGAUGGCUCCACAACUGACUCAACGGGAGCAAUGCAGUAUCUGUUGGAAUCAAACACCUGGAUUGAACAAAAGCCAACAGAUGAGGAGUGUAAAAAAACUGACUAUCGCGUUGCCUGCAGGGGCUUCUUCACUUUCAUCAGGGAGUACAAGGUGGAUGGCUGCAGUCAGUGAAAUACUCCCGUGAGAUGCAGUGUCGUCGUGGUUUCUGAUAUUUGACUUUUUUUCGUUGCUUAUAAACGCUUAUACGAGGUGUGGUGUACUUUCAAUGCACUGAAACGUUUAAGCUCAUUUAAAUCUGACAGUAGGGAGACAGAUUCAGUCUCUCUACCACAUUUGAAACUGUAAUGCCUCAGUGUAACUGCUCUGGUUUUAAUGUUUCUAAUGUGUGAUGAGUUUUCAAAUAAAAACAUUUUAAUGCUG